Arctia plantaginis is the source of this 315-nucleotide messenger RNA. The record is from the annotation of a GenBank genome assembly. Lineage: Eukaryota; Metazoa; Arthropoda; Insecta; Lepidoptera; Erebidae.
AUGGUCGACAUUAAAUCGGCUUAUCCGAAAUACAAAUUUGAUUACAAGGUGGACGAUGAUUACACUGGAGAUCAUAAGCAACAACAUGAACACCGCAACGGCCACGAUACCGAGAGUAAAUACUCGUGGCACGUAAAACACUUCGUGAAUAAGAAACACCACGAGGAGAAAAAAGAAAACCAGAAAGAGACAAAAGAGCAACCACAAGCGUAUCCAAAAUAUGAGUUCGGAUACAAGGUGGAUGAUCCUCACAUCGGUGACAACAAAGAGCAGUUUGAAUAUCGCGACGGACAUUAUACUAAAAGUGACUAUUAA